Messenger RNA from Mya arenaria, 9013 nucleotides. RefSeq names its product protein unc-13 homolog B-like. Gene Ontology annotation, molecular function: calmodulin binding; calcium ion binding; syntaxin-1 binding. The coding region runs from base 122 to 5632 and encodes 1836 amino acids. Gene Ontology annotation, cellular component: presynaptic active zone cytoplasmic component; neuromuscular junction; presynaptic membrane. Lineage: Eukaryota; Metazoa; Mollusca; Bivalvia; Myida; Myidae. The transcript is spliced from 41 exons. The record is from RefSeq and is a predicted model, not a curated record. Gene Ontology annotation, biological process: synaptic vesicle maturation; synaptic vesicle priming; dense core granule priming.
GCGGCGCACAGUGUCAACAGUGAUUGCUUUUCUACUUCAGAACAGAAAUUAUAUGAAAAUGUUGGAUAAUGGUUGAGAAAGAUGACAUUUAGUGAAAAAGAAUUAUAAGGGAACUGCUACAAUGUCACUUUUAUGUAUAUGUGUGAAAAAGGCCAAACUUGUCGGGAAUUCAGGUCCCUCCAUAGGAGGUUCAUCUGGUUCCCUUCAUCAGUCACCUUCAGUGGGAAACUCCCUAGCUUCCAUUACAGAGCGCUUCAACACGUAUGUGGUCCUCAAGCUUCAGAAUGUCAAGUCUACCACGAUCCUGGUCAAGGGAAACAACCCAUGUUGGGAGCAGGACUUCAUGUUUGAGACUGACCGGCUGGAUGCAGGGAUGAUUAUUGAGGUGUGGAACAAGGGCAUGCUUUGGGACAAGUUGAUAGGGCUCCACUGGCUGCCACUGCGCAGUGUCCACUUUUCCAACCAGGAGGGUGAGGGGAAGUGGAUGACACUAGAUAGUGAGCUUAUAAUGCAGAAUGGGGAGAUCAAGGGCACCCGCUACCCCACUGGACACAGCGUCCUCAUUGAAGCUCGCUUUGAGAUACCGUACGAAGCUGUGGCCGACCUUCCAGAACACGAGGCUAUUAAGCUCAAGGAGAAACUUGAAGAGCUCAACAACAUGGAUGCCGAGAUUCUCCAAAAUAAGGAGUUGUCCAAGAGACAGAGUUAUUCACAGUCGGGAAUGUCUGAAGACAGUGAUUACACGAGUGACAUAAACUAUCCGUUGCCCCACCAACACAACAGCUCAGCCCACCAGUUCCGAGGGGAACCCAACUAUCCUUUGCACCGUGAAAAUGGCAAUGGAUACAGGCAGGAUUACCGAUCUUAUGAGGACUCAUUUGACCAGGACGAAUAUGAUCGGCCUCGAAGUUCUUGUGAUCAAAUUGAUGAGUUUGAUAGGUGUGGAUCCUGCGAACAGGUUGAUGCAUUCGACCAGCGAUCAAUUGAACGAGAUGAUAUUGCUUACAAUCGAAGGAAUUCCUUUGAACGGACUGAGUCAUUUGAGCAGGAGUUUGAUCGAAGAUCGGAUAACUAUGACUAUGAGCGGUCAGAUACAGAGUAUGAGAGGUCUUUACACAAUGAUCAUUAUGAUCAGGAUAACUACUAUGACAGUCGUGAUUAUGACAGAAGAUCACAUCACAGCUCAAAUCGUGACUUUGAUUAUGACUAUGACCAGGAGGAUUAUAUGUAUUCACAAGACGAAUAUGAACGGACAUUAACGAACGAAGAUAGUAUAAAAAGUGAUAAAGAUAGAGAAAGAUACAGACACAGUGAUACACUGGAUUCUAGACACAGUGACUCUCAUUAUGAAAGAGAGAGUAGAUAUGAUUCACAGGAGCGUUUAUCAGAUAUAUUUACACCACGUGAAUCUCAACAUUUUCCAAGAGAGCGUGAUCCAAACAGCCCAUACCAUGUGCAUGGGCGCAGUGACACAGACUCAGAAAUCCUCUCAUACAAUAGUCGUCCCUAUCCCAGACAUAAUGUCCCUUCAUCUGUACCAAGACAAGGAAGCCCUCACGAGAGCCAGAUCAGUCACGGCAGCAGGUUCUCAUCCAUGACCCAACAAAGCACUCAAGAUUUCAGUCCAUUGAAUAGUCGGUCUUCCACAAAUGUGAGCCAGCAGAGCACGCAGGAGUACAGCGAUGUAGACCUGCUGUACGAUCGGCGGGGCUCCGUCCUCCGACCAUCCCCCGCCCGCGCUCGCUGGAUAGAUGCCUUCAAUAAAGUGUGUGCUCAAUUUAAUACUAUUGACCUAUGGAAUCGGACUGGUACAUUGGUGGACGGGACCAAUGGAGCCCUUCACCCCCAUCAAGACAGCCGCUCCUGGGCACAUGGAGGAGUAUUUCCUGGUCAUAACGAUAUCUACACUUCCAUAGACAGUAUGCCUGAGAUAAAACCCCCAUCUAGAAAAUCUGUGAUUCUUGUCAGUGACCUGACAAUGCAAGCCUCCAAGAGAAACGCAGUGUCUUCUGCAAUGGUUGCCAGACAGUCGCUGAAUGAUGAAGAACUGAAGAUGCAUGUGUACAAGAAGACGCUUCAGGCUCUCAUCUACCCCAUCUCGAGUACAACGCCCCACAACUUCUAUGUGUGGACGGCAACGUCACCAACCUACUGUUUCGAGUGUGAGGGUCUGCUGUGGGGGCUGGCCAGGCAAGGUGUGCGGUGUACGGAGUGUGGUGUCAAGUGCCAUGAAAAAUGCAAGGAUCUUCUCAAUGCUGACUGCCUGCAAAGAGCGGCGGAGAAAAGCUCAAAACAUGGUGCUGAAGACAAGACCCACAACAUCAUCAAGGCCAUGAGAGACCGCAUGAAACUUAGGGAGAGAAACAAGCCAGAAAUAUUCGAACUCAUCAGCCAAGUGUUUAACGUAGAGAAGAAGUCACACGCGGGUCAUAUGAAGGCCGUAAAGCAGAGUGUGUUGGAUGGCACGUCAAAAUGGUCUGCCAAAAUUGCAAUCACAGUGAUAUGUGCUCAAGGUUUGAUUGGGAAGGACAAAACGGGGACAAGCGACCCGUACGUCACGGUGCAGGUUGGCAAGGUAAAGAAGCGCACCAAGACCGUGCCACAGGAUCUCAACCCGGAGUGGCACGAGAAAUUCUACUUUGAGUGCCACAAUUCAUCUGACAGAAUCAAAGUCAGAGUCUGGGAUGAAGAUAAUGACUUAAGGUCGAAAGUAAGAAAAACCUUCACUCGAGAGGGGGAUGAUUUUCUCGGUCAGUGGUAUAUUGAGGUUGCUCAACUGUGCGGGGAAACUACUGUUUGGCAUAAUCUAGAAAAGCGUACAGACAAGUCUGCAGUGUCAGGUGCUAUCCGUCUGCACAUUAGUGUUGAGAUAAAGGGCGAGGAAAAGGUCGCACCCUACCAUAUCCAGUACACCUGUCUCCACGAGAACCAGUUUCACUACCUGUGUGAGCAGACGGGUGGCACAGUGAAACUGCCAGAGUCCUCGGGGGUAAAACAAAAAUUAAGUGUGAAUUACGGUGUUAUCGCCCUGCUCAAGACUAUCAUGAAGAAUUGUGCGAUCACUACCAAGCUCAUUGAGGAUGAAGCGUGGAAGACAUACUUUGAGGAGCCUGCGCAGGAAAUAGUGGAUGAAUUUGCUAUGAGAUAUGGAAUUGAGUCUAUCUACCAAGCUAUGACGCAUUUCUCUUGUUUGUCCACCAAGUACAUGUGUCCAGGCGUACCAGCUGUUAUGAGUACCCUCCUUGCGAACAUUAAUGCUUUCUACGCCCACACAACGGCAACAACGGCUGCAGUGUCUGCCAGUGAUCGGUUCGCUGCCUCAAAUUUCGGGAAAGAAAAAUUUGUAAAGCUACUAGACCAGCUUCACAACUCCCUGAGAAUAGAUCUCUCCAUCUAUAGGAACAACUUCCCGGCGUCAGACCCAACUCGGCUGCAGGACCUCAAGUCCACGGUGGACCUCCUCACAAGCAUUACAUUCUUCAGGAUGAAGGUUCAGGACCUGCCAUGUCCUCCGCGAGCCAGUGCUGUGGUGAAAGACUGUGUUAUUGCCUGCAUGAAGUCCACCUACCAGUUCCUCUUCGACAACUGCUGCGACCUCUACAGACGCGAGUUUCAGGUGGAGACAAACACAGAAAGUGAGAAUCCGGAACAGGAGGGGCCAAGCGCUAAAAAUCUCGGCUUCUGGCACAAGCUGAUCGCCCUGAUAGUGUCAGUGAUAGAAGAGGAUCGUAACAGCUACACACCUGUGCUCAACCAGUUCCCACAGGACCUGAAUGUGGGCCAAGUCAGCGCUGCCAUAAUGUGGGACCAGUUCGCUCAGGACCUUAAAAUUGCCUUGCAAGAGCAUGAGAAGAUGAAGACUUGUAAGAGCACGGACUACAUGAACCUACACUUCAAGGUGAAAUGGCUGUACAGCAAGUACAUAGCCGACAUUCCCCAGUACAAAAACACAGUGCCUGAGUAUCCCGCGUUGUUUGAGCCAUUUGUGAUGCAGUGGUUGAAUGAGAAUGACGACAUCUCACUAGUGUUUCAGCACGGCGCUUACCAGAGAGACAAGAGAGAUGGUUUCCAGAAGAGUUCAGAACAUGCGCUGUUUUCCACAAGUGUUGUCGACGUUUUUACCCAGCUCAACCAAUGUUUCGACGUUAUACGCAAGCUUGAAUGUCCCGACCCUCAGAUGCUCAAACGCUGCAUGGAGAGAUUUGCUAAUACAGUAAACAAGGUGCUGCUUGCCUAUGCUGACAUUGUUAGGAAAGACUUCAAGGAUUACACGAGCAAUCAAAGAGUGGCUUGUAUUCUGAUGAACAACAUUCAACAGCUACGAGUGCAGCUUGAAAAAGUGUUUGAGUCGAUGGGUGGUGAACGACUGGAUGCAGAUGCAGCCAACAUUCUCAAGGAGCUGCAGCAGAAACUGAAUACCGUCCUUGAUGAACUCAGUAGCAUCUUUGCCAAGUCUCUGGAGCCGCAGAUACAACAGAGCAUGCAGUGUUGUUUGCAGGAGCUUAGCUCGCUGUUGUCGAAGGUGAAGGGUACAGGUCAGGUGUCUUUAAACCAGCCAUCGCAGCGGACCACGAUACAGCAGGAGAGCGACAUGGUUCUCCGACCACUCAUGGACCUUCUAGAUGGCAGCCUGUCCAUGUUUGCUCAAGUGUGCGAGAAAACCGUGCUGAAACGAUUGCUCAAGGAGUUGUGGAGGAUUGUGAUGUACACUAUGGAGAAGACAGUGGUGUUACCUCCCCUCUCAGACCCCAGACAGCUCAUAGUGCUGCCCGGGAGUGCUCAGGCUAAGAUAGAGGAUGUUUCCCGCCUCUUCCUCAACCAUGUUAGCCAAAUGCCCAUGAAUGUGCCUAUGAUUCAGGACAUGUCAAAGGAGGCAGAGAAGAACCUUACGCCAAAGCAGUGUGCGGUUCUUGACACCGCCCUUGAAGCCAUCAAGAUCUACUUCCAUGCAGGUGGCCAGGGCCUUAAGAAGAAUUUCCUUGAGAAAAGCUCCGAGUUGCAGUCCUUGCGCUAUGCUCUGUCAUUGUACACACAGACGACAGACACGCUCAUCAAGACGUUUGUAAACACGCAGACGUCACAGGACACGCAGAGGGAGAUUGUGGGUGAGGUCUCCAUACAGGUAGACUUGUUUACCCACCCUGGUACUGGUGAACACAAAGUCACUGUGAAAGUUGUUGCAGCCAAUGACCUGAAGUGGCAGACCACGGGAAUGUUCCGUCCGUUUGUUGAGGUGAACAUGAUCGGGCCGCACCUCAGUGACAAGAAACGAAAGCACUCAACAAAGUCAAAGAGCAAUAACUGGUCACCAAAAUUUAACGAGACAUUCCACUUCAUUCUCGGCAACGAAGAUGAGCCGAGUUCAUACGAGUUGCACAUCUGUUCAAAGGACUACUGUUUUGCGCGGGAAGAUCACCUGAUUGGCAUGUCAGUGAUGCAGCUACGCGACAUCGCAGAGAAAGGCAGCUGCGCGUGCUGGUGCUCCCUGGGUAAGCGGCUCCACCUGGAUGAGACCGGCUGGACAAUCCUGCGCAUUCUCUCACAGCGAACCAAUGAUGAGGUCGCCAAGGAGUUUGUAAAGCUGAAGUCAGAGGUCCGACACCUAGAGGAGCAUAUGAUGCAGAAAAAAUAGACUGGUAUCUCGGUGUUGACUUGGUGUGUGUGAAUAAUGCUGUAUAUACACUUACAUCAUAUAUAUAUAUAAGUUAUACCAUUGGAGAACAUGGGUUUCAUUGUGUACCUGUGUAAUAUUAAUCACAAAAGCAGUGCUUAGCUAGAUAAAAGACAGAUGAGAAACUUGAAGGUAUCUGCACAUUAUGGUGCUGUUAGAUUAGCGCUGUUGAGGAAAAUUGUUGCAAUUGCCUGUCACUAUGUGACUGUGUUGUUGAUGAUAAUUUUCCAUAGAAACAGCAUAUAUCUGUCACUCAAAAUAUACAUAGUGAUGGAGAUAUAUCAUUCCAAAAUGAAUAGUGAGUAGACACCCAUGUAAACUCUUGACCACUGUUUAGUGUGGUCUGUUAAAAAAUAUGCAUACGAAAUGUUAAGUAUUGCUUUAUUGUGUACAUGUUUAUGCAUUCUGCUACUUGAUUAAACUUUUGACCAGCUUAAGAAAAGUAGCAAAAGAUGUUGUGUUAACAAACAACUGCAUCUAUAUAUAGUAUCAGAUGCAUUGUAGAGUGUUGUUUAUUUUACAGUGUAACACCUUAGGCUAUUGACCUUUGUCUGUGAACAUAUAUGUUGUUAUACUAUGCCAACAUCAUGUAAAGCAUAAUGCUCUUUUUUACAUAUUAGUCUAUUUAUACCUUCGUAAUUUGUGAGGUUAUAUAGUGUUCUUUAAGUUAAACUGUUGUAAAUUCUGUUGUUUUACAAAAUAUAUUACAUACACAUGCAUUCAUACAUGAACCAUUAACCACAUUAGGGUUGUUGUUUUUAAGUUUGUGGAAAACAUGGGUAUUGUUAACUUCAAUCAAUAGUGCUGUGGUAUGAAUUAUUGUUGGUUAUGUUCAAGUGUUAGUGCAAUCUUGUUGGUUUCUUUAACUUAUCUACCUGUACAUUCCUGUUAAUUUUGAUAAAGUAUAUGUUUCAUGUUAGGGUGUAAGACCCACAAAUCAGUUACAUGUAGUCAUUAGGUUGUUGCGUUUUCUUUUAGAAACAAAAUCAAGGUAUAUUUACGGCUUUGAGGUGGCUGUAUGCAUCAUUCAAAAAAACUUAAUGCUGGCCAGAAGCUAAAAAACAGUUAUAAGAUGUUCACAAGAAACUUGUUAUGUCUGUUAAUAACAUCACACAUGUGUGUAACAAGUCACUCCGGCUUAAGUCUUGUUGAAUUACACGCCUUGGCUGACUGAGAAAAGACAGACAAGUGUUGGCAUAUGCUUCCUGUGCCCUUGUCUUAGAGUUCCACCCUCUGCAGUGCUGAAUUCUGUGUCUCUUGACCCUAUAUAUACUAAUAGUUCUAUUUGAAAGAGGUCUGUUUAUUAUUCAAAAAUGAGAAAAAAACAUUGCCGUAAAAAAAAUAAGCAUGGCGUUUGUCUGUACUUUGUUUGACAAGUGUAAAUAACUUGUAUGUAUGAAAAAGGCAAAACUAGCUUCAAAUGGUACCAAUAUUAUUUUAAACUAAUAUUAUUUUGGGUUAACAAGUUUGAACAGUUAAGCUAUUGUGGUUGAAAUACCUUAAUUUUGCUAUGUAAAACAGCUCAAGAAUUGGUUGUGCUUUAUUGAUGGGCUUUGUGCAUAACAGCCUGGUAGUCAGGUGAUAUGAAUGUUCAUAGCAACAAGCAUUCACAAUCAGAAUGAGAAUUAUGUAAGAUGAAACUUCUGUUUAUUAUGAUUCCAUCUUGUUAUUUUUUAUUAUGUUACAUUUUUUAUAUAACUGUACUAAAAAUCUGAGAAUUCCAAUCUUGUAGUGCAAUAGCAUUGUUACUUGUCUUUCAUAACAGAAAAUAUGAACUGUUAAGAUCUAUCUUGUUUCCUAUUUUACUGUUGAAGUAAGUCUAUAUAACAUGUACAUUAGAUUAUUAUUUUUUUAAUUUAUUUAAACAUGUAUUUUUUUUUUACUGUAGAUGUGUGUUUCGAAUAUGUUUAUUGACUUAAAGGGCUGUCUCACGUAUGAUAAAAUAGCGAAAAAAAAGAGAAAUUAUCGAAAACUGAUAUAAACUUGGCAUCGAUCAUCAUAGUGUACAAUGCAUUGAAACUUACUAACUGAAGUACCACAUAGUUUACAAUUUAUUUAAGUUAUGCAGUUAUUUGGUAUUUUUCCAUUAAAAAAGAUUACUGGGUAUGUCUACCAGGUAGAAUUCAUUCCUGAUGCAUGAUUGGCUAGUCUGUGUUAUCACGUAAUAUUACCGAGGUAGGUGUAUAGCUUAAUUAUGUCACCCGAUUAGAGUAAGCCUUUGUAGCUCAGUCAGUACGACGCUAACCUGUAAUUUUGGCGACACGGGUUCGAACCCGGUCUCCGACACAAUUUUUUUUUUACAUUUUGGUACUUUUUUUUAAAAUUAUGAUAUCAAAGCGUAACACAUUCUAUUAGAUAAUUGUCCUGAGAUUCGUAACAGAAAAAAACUUUUUGAUGCCAAUACGUGAGACAGCCCCUUUAAGGCAAUUUUUUUUAUCUAUCUUGUUUCAGAAUUGUUGAUAGCUCAGAAGAUAUUAAAUGUCAUAUGAAAUCCAAAAUAAACACAAUAUUCAUUUCAGUUGAUAAAUGUUAUAACAUUGAAUUGGCUAUAGAUCAGCCAUCUCUCUUCCAGAUACAGUCGAACACUGUCAGGUUGUUUCUGAACUGCUGUAACUAAGAGGACGACCAUAAUCAAAACAAAUACAAUGUACUAUUCUUUUAGCUUAAAGUACAGUUUGCAUAAAAGUACACAGUUAUGUGUUCAGGUUACAUUUCUGAUUAUAUUUGUUUUUGUGUCGCCUGUGAAGCGUGGCAGACACGUCAGGAUUACUUCGUCAAGCAUCGUCUGCAUUGUCAGCUCAUUUUCAUUUCCAUGGAAAACAAUUCAUUAACUUGUUGUAGAGUUUUCAAACUUGGUAUGCACAUUGGUCACGGUCAGUAGAUGACUCCUAUUGAUCUUGGGGUCAGUUAGGUCCAAGAUCAUGGUGACCUUUACUUGAAAAAUGAUUUGCUCCCCCUACAGGCGUAACAUGUGAUUUUGAGAAACUCUUAAUUUAUUUAAAUGAUUUUUUUUUAUUAUAUAUGUACAACAUUAUAUUUUGGUUGCAAUAUGGUGAUGGUUUCAGUUUGUUUGUAGUUGUCAUCAAAUCAAUCUUGGAGAGAUCUGCUACAUCUACAUUUAUUAUCAUUUGGAACAAUCAGAAUUUAUUUCCAGUAUAAAAAAAUUAAAUUAUUUUUUUUUGUCCUUAAAAUUGUGAUCUUUGCUUGCUACUAUAUAUAAGCAGGAUUCAAGUAAUGUAUUAACACAUUCAAAUUACAGUUUGUUCCUAUAUUGUUUCGUUUUUCAAUUUCAUAUUAUCUUGUCAUUUUUCAUUAUUGCAAAUAUACUUGUUAGCUAUGUAA